Messenger RNA from Apodemus sylvaticus (European woodmouse), 4633 nucleotides. It is a transcript of the gene Rgl1, whose product is annotated as ral guanine nucleotide dissociation stimulator like 1. Gene Ontology annotation, cellular component: plasma membrane. Gene Ontology annotation, biological process: Ras protein signal transduction; positive regulation of GTPase activity. The transcript is spliced from 18 exons. Lineage: Eukaryota; Metazoa; Chordata; Mammalia; Rodentia; Muridae. Bases 311 to 2617 code for a protein of 768 amino acids. The record is from RefSeq and is a predicted model, not a curated record. Gene Ontology annotation, molecular function: guanyl-nucleotide exchange factor activity.
GAGCUGGAGAAACGAUUGCUUGCUCCCUUGAUCCGCGGGGCUUCCGAAAGGGAGAGUGCACUCUCGCAAGCACAAACAGGAAAGCCUGACAUCACGGAGCGGCGGGGAGGAGUCUGCUGCCGCGGGCUCCCGGGCUGCCUGCUCGCUGGCCGGCGCUCUUUUGUGGCCCGGUCGCGCGCGGCGGCAGCGGCGGUGGGGCAGCAAGGCGCGUGGGAAGCGCGGGGACCCGGAGCCGGGCCAGAGAGACGUCCCGACCGCCUCGGAGCAGGGCGCACCAUGCAGCGUCCGUGUGCCGGAGAGAAAACUGAGAAUGAAAUUACUUUGGCAAGCUAAAAUGAGCUCCAUUCAGGACUGGGGUGAAGAGGUAGAGGAAGGAGCUGUUUACCAUGUCACCCUCAAAAGAGUCCAGAUCCAACAGGCGGCCAAUAAAGGAGCGAGAUGGCUAGGGGUUGAAGGGGACCAGCUACCGCCAGGACACACGGUCAGUCAGUACGAGACCUGUAAGAUCAGGACCAUCAAAGCUGGAACCCUAGAGAAGCUUGUGGAGAACCUGCUGACGGCUUUUGGGGACAAUGACUUUACCUAUAUCAGCAUCUUCUUGUCGACAUACAGAGGCUUUGCCUCGACUAAGGAAGUGCUGGAGUUGCUGCUGGACAGGUAUGGAAACCUGACAGGCCCAAACUGUGAAGACGAUGGAAGCCAAAGUUCACCUGAGUCCAAGGCUGUGAUCCGGAAUGCCAUUGCCUCCAUCCUGAGGGCCUGGCUGGACCAGUGUGCAGAGGACUUCCGGGAGCCCCCUCACUUCCCUUGCCUGCAGAAGCUGCUGGAGUAUCUCAAGCAGAUGAUGCCUGGCUCCGACCCAGAGAGGAGAGCACAGAACCUUCUUGAACAGUUUCAAAAGCAAGAUGUGGAUUCUGACAAUGGACUUCUCAACACCAGCUCCUUCAGCCUGGAGGAGGAAGAGGAACUGGAGAGCGGAGGGUCAGCAGAAUUCACCAGCUUCUCGGAAGACCUCGUGGCGGAACAGCUGACCUACAUGGACGCGCAACUGUUCAAGAAAGUAGUGCCUCACCACUGCCUGGGCUGCAUCUGGUCUCAGCGGGAUAAAAAAGAAAACAAGCAUUUGGCUCCUACGAUCCGUGCCACCAUCUCUCAGUUUAAUACCCUCACCAAGUGUGUUGUCAGCACCAUCCUGGGGAGCAGAGAGCUCAAAACUCAGCAGCGAGCCAGAGUCAUCGAGAAGUGGAUCAACAUCGCUCACGAAUGUAGAAUCCUGAAGAAUUUUUCCUCCUUGAGGGCCAUCGUUUCCGCACUGCAGUCUAAUUCCAUCUAUCGGUUGAAAAAGGCUUGGGCUGCAGUCCCGAAGGACAGAAUGCUGAUGUUUGAAGAACUUUCAGAUAUCUUCUCUGACCAUAAUAACCAUCUAACCAGUCGGGAACUGCUAAUGAAGGAAGGAACCUCAAAAUUUGCAAACCUGGACAGCAGCGUGAAAGAAAACCAGAAGCGGACCCAGAGGCGCCUGCAACUGCAGAAGGAUAUGGGUGUGAUGCAGGGUACCGUGCCCUACCUGGGCACCUUCCUGACAGACCUGACCAUGCUGGACACCGCCCUGCAGGACUACAUCGAGGGUGGACUGAUCAACUUCGAGAAAAGAAGAAGGGAAUUUGAAGUGAUUGCCCAGAUAAAGCUCCUACAGUCUGCUUGCAACAGCUACUGCAUGAGCCCAGACCAGAAGUUUAUCCAGUGGUUCCAGAGGCAGCAGCUUCUAACAGAGGAGGAGAGCUAUGCCCUCUCGUGUGAGAUCGAAGCAGCUGCGGACGCCAGCACCACUUCCCCUAAGCCUCGGAAGAGCAUGGUGAAGAGGCUGAGCCUACUGUUUCUGGGAUCUGACAUCAUCCCCGGGAGCACUCCCACCAAAGAGCAGCCCAAGUCCGCAGCCAGCGGGAGCUCUGGGGAGAGCAUGGACUCGGUCAGCGUGUCGUCCUGUGAGUCAAACCACUCCGAGGCCGAGGAGGGCUCCAUCACACCCAUGGACACACCAGAUGAGCCGCAAAAGAAGCUCUCCGAGUCCUCCUCCUCCUGUUCCUCCAUCCAUUCCAUGGACACGAAUUCUUCAGGGAUGUCGUCCCUAAUCAACCCCCUGUCCUCCCCUCCAUCCUGCAACAACAACCCUAAAAUCCACAAGCGCUCCGUCUCUGUGACGUCCAUUACCUCCACAGUACUGCCUCCUGUUUACAAUCAGCAGAAUGAAGACACCUGCAUCAUCCGCAUCAGUAUAGAAGACAGCAAUGGCAACAUGUACAAGAGCAUCAUGUUGACAAGCCAAGAUAAGACCCCCGCCGUGAUCCAGAGGGCGAUGUCAAAGCACAAUCUGGAGUCGGACCCAGCGGAGGAAUAUGAGCUGGUCCAGGUCAUCUCGGAGGACAAAGAACUGGUGAUCCCGGACUCUGCAAACGUCUUUUAUGCCAUGAAUAGCCAAGUGAACUUUGAUUUCAUUUUACGCAAAAAGAACUCGGUGGAAGAGCAGGUGACGCUGCGCAGUCGGACCAGCCUGACGCUGCCCAGGACAGCUAAGCGGGGCUGCUGGAGUAACAGGCACAGCAAGAUCACCCUCUGAAGGGACGGCACGCCCCUUCUGCCAAAGGCAGAGUGAUGCGGAACACAGCCAUGGUGACUGACUCCGAGCACAGCCAUGGUGACUGACUCCGAGCACAGCCAUGGUGACGCCAACCACCACCCAGUGUUGGGGAAUCAUUGGUGAAAGCAACAGAUAUUUAUAGAGCUCAGCUGUGGAGAGAGGACUGUGCGGGGGAGAGUAGAAGUGAAUUUGACAUUAAAAGGAUAAAUGGUUCACUGAUGCUUUUAGACCAGAGAGUGAAUACGAAACAGUCCAUAUUUUAAAAUAUAUAUACACACACACAUAUCGUGUGUGUGUGUGUGUGUGUGUGUGUGUGUGUGUGUGUGUGUGUGUGUAGAUAUGUAGAUAUACCAGAGGGACUAUACAGAAGAUUCUGGACUGUGGAAAAACCAAUUUGCACAAUGGCCUGGGAAGUUGAGGUCACUUUUUACAGGGAAACAGAAGGGACCAAGAACCUGGUCUCAUAGCUUCCAAGUAAAUAAAAUUAGACCCACCAAUGCAGAGUGUUCUCCAUGCCAGUAUUACAAGGCCAGGCUCCAUUUAUAAAGGGAGAGGAUUACUUUCUCCACCCACGUGCCACCAGAUACCCAAACCGCAGAGGUUAGAGUGGCAUGGGCUGCAUGAAGGGUCCCUGGAGGGGUUCGGAUGAGUCAGUAAUCUCUGCCCUCUGCUGGCUGGCAUCUGCUGGAGCUUCAGAGGCCUGUGUGCCUUGCAGGUCCCCAUCACAGUGCCCCUGGGGCCAACACAAGCUCGUUUCAAUUCCUGGAACCCCUGUUGUGUUUCUGCGUUCUCUCAUAAAGGACACACCACAAUCAUUACCGCACAAGUAGCUUCGGUCUUCCGAAACUUUUCAGCCAGAGAAGAAAGCACAGAAGAUCAGCGACUCCUCUGGACUCUUCUCUGCUGCGGACCACUCCGCCACCCUCACGGCCCUCUGCAUGGCAACGUGUAUGUCCGGUCUUCUGCCAUUUGGAGUCUUGGGCCUUUAUCUUAUGUGCAAUUUUUCCUCAGGUGCAGACAUUUCUGCUGCAAUUGACUACAUGCAAUCAUUUCAAGCCUGUGAAAGAUUUCUGAGCAGCGACGCACCCCCCCCCCUCAGAAAAUGUCCCCCGUUGACUACAGUGACUCAUUUCCUUCCUUCCUUUUGUAGCAUUCCUGUGCUCAAGUCACAGGGAGAGAAAGGGGACUGCCGGCGCUCUCUCCGCCCUUUCCCUUGUAGAUGGGACCGAUAGCACCCUUGCUUUCUCACCUCACACUUACUCUCCUAGCAGCACUGGUAAGUGACGUUCUACGUCUGUAGUAAUAACAGCAUCAUACACGUGCUUCCGGUCUGCGCUGUGCUGGGAGCUGAAUGGAAAAGCCAUAUGUGAAGGAGCUGACAUGCAUAAGAAGCACUUUCAAAUUAUUAUCCCUUUUUAAUUUUUUCUCCAAAUACCAGUUUUUAUUCCAAAAAUAAAGAGAAUGAACCCAGAAUAUGAUGUCCGGAUUAUCACAGGGAAUUUUCUUUUCUAACCCUGUACUAUAGCUCCCAAAGGUUAGGUAGGGUUUGUGUUCUGUAAAUAGCCGUAGGAACUCAAGAAACACUGGGAAAAGCUCAGAGAUUUGUGGCAGUGGACCAAAGAGAGAGCCAGGAAGUCAUCGGAUUCCCUUGUCUGGUGCAUUCCGACACCAGGUGUACCCUGGUGUUUCUAGUAGACUGGACUGAGCCGUGGAGACCAGUCGUCAGAGGGCACUUUGUUCUUUUGUUUGUCAACCUUUUUUUUGGUUAAUGCUUCUGUGUGGGGAGGGGAGACAGCAAGGGUUACAGCCGUGUGAAGACUGAGGGAAACCUAGCCUCAGCCUGGCUUUCUCAGUGUCAAGGUCAAAAAGUCAAUGCAGAGCUAUUGUCCAGGUUUAGGGUGUGGCUCACAAGACAUACACAUCAUGACUGUGCGCGUACCCUGUGUAAUUAAACUGUAUAUGUAGAGCCUAGAUUUAUAUACUGCAAUGUAAAAA